AUGAACCUGGCUCCAUCUCUUCACCUCCCACUGCUCCUUUUGCUUGUUGAAGGAGGUGUGUAUGGGCAGAGGAUCAUAGGCGGUGAUGUGGUACAACCCAACUCCAUCACGUAUCAGGCCUCUCUGCUCUUCAUGAACAGCCACUUCUGUGCAGGCUCUCUCAUCAACCAGCAGUGGGUGGUGUCUGCUGCCCACUGCUGGAGACCGAGCAACAAGAUCCAAGUGGUCCUGGGUGAGCACAGCUUUAACACAGAGGAAGGAACUGAGCAGAGGUUUAGCGCCUCCUUAGUGAUUAGGCACUACCAGUACAAUCACUGGACAUUUGACAAUGAUAUCAUGCUGAUUAAGUUGGACCGUCCAGCUGUCUUAAACUCCUGGGUCAAGCUGGUCUCUUUGCCAGAUCCGAACUCACCACCCUUGGCAGACUUUGCCCGGUGCAGAGUCAGCGGCUGGGGUGUGACCUCAGUCAACAGCUACAGCCUUUCAACUGAACUGAGGGCUGUGGAUGUGGACAUCUUUAGAAACUGCUGGUACUUCUACUACUUCAGGAUCACAGAUAACAUGAUCUGUGCUGGAUCUUUCUAUGGGGGGAAAGACUCCUGUCAGGGUGACUCAGGAGGACCUCUGGUUUGUAACGGUAAACUUGAGGGCAUUGUGUCUUGGGGCAUUGGCUGUGCCUAUCCUAUCUACCCUGGUGUCUACGUCAAGGUCAUUAACUACCUCGAAUGGAUCAACUGGAUCAUCCAGAACAGCUAAUAACACUGACGAUGACCAGCUUACUUAAGACUGUAUUGUGAUGAAGAUUUCAACAGAUUGACCAGACCAUGGACUCUUCAUGGACAUUUUGUGCUAUCUUUUAUACAUUACUUUUGUAUGAACACAAAUACAUUGGCUGAAAAAAGAUAUGUAACAUAUACAGCAUGAGUGUGAAUGUUUUAUCAUUAAGUGAAUAUCACCUAGCAAAUAAGACUAAGGCUGUCAUGAAAUAAACGUCGGACAUAAACUACUACAACUAAAUGCACUUUUUUUUUAAUAGCUGUUGUACGGUGUUUCUAGUGCUUUCCAGAAGUGAUUUAAAACCAUGUCACAGGGUGUUGGUGAUCAUUUAAGGGAUCCUUUUGGUCCAAUUGACUCAAAG
This is a messenger RNA of Eleginops maclovinus (Patagonian blennie), 1138 nucleotides long. Its product is annotated as trypsin-like. Gene Ontology annotation, biological process: proteolysis. The transcript has 5 exons. The record is from RefSeq and is a predicted model, not a curated record. NCBI's taxonomy places the organism in Eukaryota, Metazoa, Chordata, Actinopteri, Perciformes, Eleginopidae. Gene Ontology annotation, molecular function: serine-type endopeptidase activity. Bases 1 to 756 code for a protein of 251 amino acids.